UUCGCAUUCGUUUGCCCACUCUCUCGAUGAAUCACCUGAAGCGGUUUCUCAGUCAGUAAAACAGACGGUAUCGAGAUCCUCAAGAACACAGAGAAGCAGCAGCGCUGGACGAAGUGGAUAUUUCACCAAUAAACAACUGAAACAAAAGGCUACUUUCUGAGAGAUGAACGGGUCAGUCGGGCCGAUGCGUGUGUUGGUGACAGGCGGCAGUGGGCUGGUGGGGCGAGCGAUAGAGCGGGUGGUGAAAGAGGAGAGUGGAGGGAGAGAAGGAGAAACAUGGAUAUUCCUGUCAUCCAAAGAGACCAAUCUUGUGAGCACUGAAGAGACGAGAGCAGCCUUCGAGAGACAUCGUCCGACACACGUUAUUCAUUUGGCCGCCAUGGUGGGAGGACUCUACAGAAACAUGAGACAAAACCUGGACUUCUGGAGGAAUAAUGUGCACAUCAAUGACAACGUGCUGCACACGUCUCAGGAGUUCGGGGUGGUGAAGGUCGUUUCUUGUCUGUCUACGUGUGUUUUUCCAGAUAAAACCACCUACCCUAUAGAUGAGACCGUGAUGCACAACGGUGCCCCGCAUGAGUCUAAUUACGGUUAUGCCUACGCCAAACGCAUGAUUGACGUCCACAACAGGGCAUUAUUUCAGCAGUAUGGUUUGAAAUACACAGCCGUCAUCCCCACCAACAUGUUUGGACCCCAUGACAACUACAACAUUGAGGACGGUCACGUGAUGCCGGGGUUGAUCCACAAGACGUACCUGGCGAAGAAGGAAGGUAAACCUCUGCAGGUCUGGGGUUCGGGUCGCGCUCUGCGGCAGUUCAUCUAUUCUCUGGAUCUGGCUCGUCUGUUUCUGUGGGUUCUGAGAGAGUACGACGAGGUGGAGCCCAUCAUUCUGUCAGUUGGGGAGGAGGAUGAGUUGACUGUAAAGGAAGCUGUGGACGCUGUGGCCGAAGCAUUCGGGUUUGAAGGGGAAGUUAUUUAUGACACUAGCAAAUCAGACGGUCAGAUCAAGAAAACCGCUAAUAAUGCCAAACUACGCAAAUACCUGCCAGACUUCAAGUUCACGCCGUUCAAACAAGCCGUCAAGGAGACGUGUGAUUGGUUUGCGGCCAAUUAUGACUCCGCCCGUAAAUAAAGAUCUUCGCAUCUGAUUGGCUGUGGGGAGUUUGAACACUGUUCAAUGCUGGAAAGCCAAACCAUGACACUUCCAACAACCCUUGAUAAUCAUUAGGAAAACAAAAUCAUUGGACACUGCCACUGAAGAUCAACUUUAAUGUUUUUCUCAAUGUGCAGUCACUAAUUCCAUCAUUCUGGCCAUCUUAAACACCUCUGAUUGGCCAUUGCGUUCAAGAAAUCAACAGAUAUAUCUAUGACUGGCUACAUUACUCAACACUGCAAAAGCGUUGACGGGAUUAUUUAUGUUUGUGACGUAUAACAGCGUUCUCAAAUCGCAUUUUUGAGUAUCUUUGGUACACCUCAGUUUUAAGGAGAAAAUGUUCAGCAGUGGAGAUUAAGCUAAAUGUGCACAUGGUUUGUCUUUAAGCAUAUUAAAAGCAUCACACAGACAUGUAAACAGGGUUAAAAAUUAGAUUUAUUUGGCACAGGGGGUCUUUAAGCAUUUUAUUUGUGCUCUGUACUGUGACUGGUGAUGUACAUUUUCUUUUGUUUUUACUGGUUUGUCAAUCAGGGUAUUUUCUGGGUUUAUUUUCUAAUGACAUGUAGCUACUGUACGUUUUUACAAUACACUUGUAUUUAAAAUAAUGACGUUUAGUGUGCUUUUUCUAUAUGUAUAAUUUUUGGAAUAUUUUAAGGGUUCCCACAUAAUGCGAUUUUUGUUUC
Messenger RNA from Sinocyclocheilus anshuiensis, 1836 nucleotides. RefSeq names its product GDP-L-fucose synthase-like. Lineage: Eukaryota; Metazoa; Chordata; Actinopteri; Cypriniformes; Cyprinidae. Gene Ontology annotation, molecular function: GDP-L-fucose synthase activity. The record is from RefSeq and is a predicted model, not a curated record. The transcript is spliced from 10 exons. The coding region runs from base 164 to 1132 and encodes 322 amino acids. Gene Ontology annotation, biological process: nucleotide-sugar biosynthetic process.